Messenger RNA from Medicago truncatula (barrel medic), 3198 nucleotides. RefSeq names its product receptor-like protein 33. Gene Ontology annotation, molecular function: protein binding. The record is from RefSeq and is a predicted model, not a curated record. Lineage: Eukaryota; Viridiplantae; Streptophyta; Magnoliopsida; Fabales; Fabaceae. The transcript has 2 exons. The coding region runs from base 1 to 3198 and encodes 1065 amino acids.
AUGAGAUCGAUUACAUUACUUUCAUCGUUUUCCAUCCUUAUCUGCUACUACUGCAUUUUUUUCACUUUCCAGAACUCUCUUGCCUCUGCCAAAUGUCUUGAGGAUCAACAAUCACUGUUGCUCCAAUUAAAAAACAAUCUCACAUAUAUUUCUCCUGACUAUAUCCCCAAACUAAUAUUGUGGAAUCAAAACACGGCUUGCUGCAGUUGGAGUGGUGUUACUUGUGACAAUGAGGGAUAUGUUGUUGGCCUUGACCUGAGUGGAGAAUCUAUUUUUGGUGGAUUUGACGAAUCAAGUAGUCUUUUCAGUCUCUUGCAUCUCAAGAAACUGAACUUGGCUGAUAAUUAUUUAAAUUCUUCCAUUCCAUCAGCUUUCAACAAGUUGGAGAAGUUGACUUAUCUGAAUUUGUCAGAUGCUGGAUUUCAGGGGGAGAUUCCAAUUGAGAUUUCCCAUCUUACAAGGUUGGUUACUCUUGAUAUCUCUUUCCCAUUCUAUCAUCUCGACUUCUCUUUCAUUUUCAACCAGUUUUUCUCAUUUGGACCACUACCAAAACUUAAAAUCUCAAAUCUACAAAAGCUUAUCCAAAAUCUUACCAAUAUUAGGCAACUGUAUCUAGAUGGUAUAAGUAUAACAUCUCCGGGAUAUGAAUGGAGUAAUGCUUUGUUACCGCUGCGUGACUUGCAAGAGUUGAGCAUGUAUAACUGUAGUCUAUCAGGACCCCUUGAUUCCUCCCUUUCAAAACUAGAGAACCUAUCGGUCAUUAUUCUUGGCGAGAACAAUUUUUCAUCCCCAGUGCCACAAACAUUUGCCAAUUUUAAAAACCUAACCACCCUCAAUCUUCAAAAUUGCGGAUUGACAGAUACAUUUCCACAAAAGAUCUUCCAAAUUAGAACACUGUCAAUUAUUGACUUAUCUGACAACCCCAAUCUCCAUGUUUUUUUCCCUGAUUACUCACUUAGUGAAUAUCUUCAUAGCAUUAGAGUGAGUAACACAAGCUUCUCUGGAGCAUUUCCAAACAAUAUCGGUAACAUGACAAACUUACUCCUAUUGGAUAUUUCUUUCUGUCAACUAUAUGGAACACUUCCCAAUUCACUGUCAAAUCUCACACACCUUACCUUCCUAGACCUUUCUUAUAAUGAUUUAAGUGGUUCAAUUCCUUCAUACCUUUUUACACUCCCAUCAUUGGAGAAGAUUUGUCUUGAAUCCAACCAUUUUAGUGAAUUUAACGAAUUCAUAAAUGUGUCUUCCUCUGUGUUGGAGUUCCUUGAUUUAAGUAGCAAUAAUAUAUCAGGGCCUUUUCCAACAUCUAUCUUCCAGCUCAAUUCACUUUCUGUCCUCAGUCUUUCCUCUAACAAGUUGAAUGGAUUGCUUCAGCAAGAUGAGCUUUUGAAGCUUAGAAAUUUACAUAGUUUACACCUUUCAUACAACAACAUAUCAAUCAUUGAGAAUGAUGCAAAUGCUGAUCAGACAACCUUUCCCAAUUUUGAACGUCUUUUUUUGGCAUCCUGCAACUUGAAAACUUUCCCUAGAUUCUUGAGAAAUCAAUCAACAUUAAUCAAUCUAGACCUGUCAAAUAACCAAAUUCAAGGAGUUCUGCCCAACUGGAUUUUGACACUACAAGUUCUUCAAUACCUUAAUAUUUCACACAAUUUUCUCACAGAAAUGGAAGGCUCUUCGCAAAAUAUUGCUUCCAACCUUUUAUAUAUUGACCUUCAUAACAACCACAUUCAAGGAAUACCUGUUUUUCUUGAAUAUCUUGAAUAUUUGGAUUACUCGACCAACAAAUUCUCUGUUAUCCCGCAUGAUAUUGGUAAUUACCUGUCUUACACACAGUUUCUAUCUCUUUCUAAUAAUAGUUUACAAGGAAGCAUCCCUGAUUCCCUUUGCAAUGCUUCAUAUCUGCAAGUGCUUGAUCUUUCCUUCAACAACAUCUCAGGAACAAUUUCUCCUUGUUUAAUUACAAUGACUAGUACCCUUGAGGCAUUAAAUUUGAGGAAUAACAAUCUAAAUGGCACUAUACCAGAUAUGUUUCCAACUUCUUGUGUUGCAAGCUCUUUGAACUUCCAUGGAAAUCUCUUACAUGGGCCGAUUCCCAAGUCUCUCUCCAACUGCUCAUCGUUAAAGGUAUUGGACAUUGGAUCAAAUCAAAUUGUUGGUGGUUUUCCAUGCUUUUUGAAAAACAUACCAACACUUAGUGUCUUGGUUUUGCGAAACAAUAAAUUUCAUGGUUCCAUAGAAUGUUCAGAUUCUCUAGAAAAUAAGCCUUGGAAAAUGAUUCAAAUUGUGGACAUUGCUUUCAACAAUUUCAAUGGAAAAAUACCAGAAAAAUAUUUCACAACAUGGGAAAGAAUGAUGCAAGAUGAAAACGAUUUGAAAUCAGACUUCAUCCAUAUGAGAUUUAACUUCUUCUCAUAUUACCAAGAUAGUGUGACAGUUUCCAAUAAAGGUCAAGAACUUAAGUAUGAUAAAAUUCUAACAAUCUUUACAGCCAUUGAUUUCUCAUCCAAUCAUUUUGAAGGACAAAUACCAGACGUGCUAAUGAAAUUUAAAGCACUCCUUGUUUUCAACUUUUCAAACAAUGAUUUUUCUGGUGAAAUCCCAUUAACUAUUGCAAACCUGAAACAGUUAGAGUCCUUGGACCUCUCAAACAACUCCUUGGUUGGUGAAAUUCCUCUGCAACUUGCAAGCAUGUCAUUCCUUUGUUAUUUGAACCUUUCGUUCAAUCAUUUGGUUGGGAAGAUCCCAACAGGUACCCAACUUCAGUCAUUUGAAGCAUCUUCGUUUGAAGGUAAUGAUGGCCUAUAUGGACCUCCAUUAACUGAAACACCAAAUGAUGGGCCGCACCCACAACCAGCAUGUGAGAGAUACAAUGAACUUUCCUAUCAUUUGACUGGUGACAACAACAUAGCAUGGCUUAAAUUCUUUACAGCCAUUGAUUUCUCAUCCAAUUAUUUUGAAGGACCAAUACCAGAGGUCCUAAUGAAAUUUAAAGCAGUCCAUGUUCUCAACUUUUCAAACAAUGCUUUUUCUGGUGAAAUCCCCUCCACUAUUGCAAGCCUAGAACAGAUAGAGUCCUUGGACCUCUCAAAUAACUCUUUGGUUGGUGAAAUUCCUGUGCAGCUUGCAAGCAUGUCAUUCCUUUCUUAUUUGAAGCAUCUUCGUUUGAAGGUAAUGAUGGACUAUAUGGUCCUCCACUGA